Molecule: messenger RNA, 1660 nt
Organism: Suncus etruscus (white-toothed pygmy shrew)
Lineage: Eukaryota; Metazoa; Chordata; Mammalia; Eulipotyphla; Soricidae
Gene: RAD18
Product: RAD18 E3 ubiquitin protein ligase
Exons: 13
Coding region: 11-1636 (541 amino acids)
Biological process (GO): protein monoubiquitination; DNA damage tolerance
Cellular component (GO): nucleus; Rad6-Rad18 complex
Molecular function (GO): ubiquitin protein ligase activity; single-stranded DNA binding
Source: RefSeq, a predicted model, not a curated record
AACUCCCGGCAUGCUCCGCUCCGGGGAAAGGGGCGCGGGAGCGUCGCGACCGGAUGACGCUAGCGGAGCAGCGCGGGGAUUUUGGAGCUGGCCUGCAAUCGCCCCUCUGUGCCCUGGAGGGACCAUGGACGCCUUGGUCGAGUCUCGGUGGCCCCCGGGCCUGGCCGUGAUGAAGACAAUUGAUGACUUACUGCGCUGUGGAAUUUGCUUUGAAUAUUUCAACAUCGCCAUGAUGAUUCCCCAGUGUUCCCAUAACUACUGUUCUCUCUGCAUAAGAAAAUUUUUGUCCUAUAAAACACAGUGUCCAACUUGUUGUGUGACCGUCACCGAGCCAGACCUGAAGAAUAAUCGCAUAUUAGAUGAACUGGUAAAAAGCUUGAACUUUGCACGGAACCGUGUGUUGCAGUUUGCUUUAGAGUCUCCGCCCAUCUCUCCUGCCUCCUCUUCUUCUAAGAAGCUUGUGGCUAGAGUGGACACGCCAGUGGCCCCCAAACCAUCCCUAAAGCAGGCGGGCAGGACACUGGACAAUUUCCUGAUGAGAGAAACCGGCGGUUCUGCGGCCGAGCUGUUGGUGAAAGCGAAAGAAAGCAAAUCCAGUCCCUGGAAAGAGGCACAUGCAUCAGUUAGGACCAAAGAAUCGGCCUCCGUGGAGAGGCUAGCACCAGCUUCUUCAGCUGCCAAAGGGCCCGAGACACCUUCCACGUCCGCCCCAAAACCCAGCCCCAGAGUGGAUUGUCCUGUUUGUGGGGUUAGCAUCCCGGAGAAUCACAUUAACAAGCACUUAGAUUGCUGUCUGUCCCGUGGAGAGAAGAAGGAAAGCCUUCGAAGUUCUGCUCACAAGAGGAAGCCGCUGCCCAAAACCGUCUAUAACUUGCUGUCAGAUCGCGACUUGAGGAGAAAGCUGAAGCAGCAUGGCCUAUCUGUUCAAGGAAGUAAGCAGCAGCUCAUUAAAAGGCACCAAGAAUUUGUACACAUGUACAACGCCCAAUGUGACGCUUUGCACCCUAAAUCAGCUGCUGAAAUAGCUCAAGAAAUCGAAAAUAUGGAGAAGACUAGGAUGCGUCUGGAAGCCAGCAGGCUCAACGAAAGCAUAAUGGUUUUCACGAAGCACCAGACAGAAAAGGAAAUAGAUGAGAUCCACAGCAAAUACCGUAAAAAACAUCAGAAUGAAUUUCAGCGACUAGUGGAUCAAGCCAAAAAAGGAUACAAGAAAACUGGCAGGCCGUCAUCCCCUAAAAAAACAGCGAAGAAAGAAGAGGAAUGUACAGGAAAGCGGUCUCCUGUCUUCUCAGGACUGGAGGAGAAGAUGACCAAAAUCUCAACUCUGCCAUUGGUGGUUGGCCACUUUUCGCAGUCUCAGCAGGGCUCCUCAAAGUGCCCGGAGCCUUCCGAGGCAGAUGAAGAGUCUUCCAGCUGCUCUGACAUUCAGGACACAGCUCCUUCGUCCCCAGAAUCGGAUUCCUGCAACAGUUCCAGCUCAGACAUCAUAAGAGACCUUCUGGAACAGGAGGAGGCCUGGGAAGCGGCACAUAGAAAUGAUAUGCAGGAUCCAGACCAGAGUCCAAGACACCACCGGCGUGUGAGGACCACCGACAGUUCGGAGAUGGAGCCCAGGAAUAAGCGGAACAGAAAUUAGCCACUUCCACCCAUGCCCAGAGGG